GCUCUGGACCUGUGCGUGCAGCUCCUGGAAAUGGGAGAGACGGCUUUGAUCAUGUCAGAUGCAAAGUACUGCUACGGCGCUCAGGGCAGGAGCCCUGAUGUCCCACCAAACGCGGCCCUCACCCUGGAGGUGGAGCUGCUGGCGGCUCGGGACGCGCCGGACCUGGAGCUGCUCAGCGGGAAGGAGAAGAUAGAGCUGGCCAACCGCAAGCGGGAGCGUGGCAACUUCUUCUACCAGCAGGCAGAUUACGUGCUGGCCAUCAACUCCUACGAUAUCGCCCUCAAGGUCAUAGGCUCCAGCUCAAAAGUCCACUUCAGCCCGGACGAGGAGGCUGAGCUGCUGGAUGUGAAGGUGAAAUGUCUCAACAACCUGGCAGCGUCUCAGCUUAAAUUGGACCAUUACGAGGCAGCCCUAAAGUCCUGUAACCUCGUCCUGGAGCACCAGCCGGGGAACAUCAAGGCUCUCUUCCGAAAGGGCAAGGUCCUGGCUCAGCAGGGCGAAUACAGAGAGGCCAUCCCCAUCUUAAAGACAGCGUUGAAGCUGGAGCCUUCAAACAAG
Messenger RNA from Fulmarus glacialis (Northern fulmar), 558 nucleotides. Its product is annotated as peptidyl-prolyl cis-trans isomerase FKBP8-like. The annotation marks the transcript as partial. Gene Ontology annotation, molecular function: protein binding; peptidyl-prolyl cis-trans isomerase activity. The record is from RefSeq and is a predicted model, not a curated record. The transcript has 4 exons. NCBI's taxonomy places the organism in Eukaryota, Metazoa, Chordata, Aves, Procellariiformes, Procellariidae.